UCAGAGCGCACCGGAAGCGGUCCGAAAAUGAAGAAUCCCCCAGGUGUGGUCUACCAUGGCUUUUCUCAGAAAGAGGCAAAGGAGUUCGGUGUUCAGCACUCGGGAGCCCAGCGGUCCGAGGCCUUCGUGAAGGCCUUCCUAAAGCGGAGCACGCCCCGCAUGAGCCAGCAGGCGCGCGAGGACCAGCUGCAGCGCAAGGCCGUCGUCCUGGAGUACUUCACGCGCCGGAAGCGGAAGGAGAAGAAGCAGAAAUCUAAAGGGCUCUCUGCCCGGCAGAGGAGGGAGCUGCGGCUCUUUGACAUAAAGCCAGAGCAGCAGAGGUACAGUCUUUUUCUGCCUCUGCACGAGCUCUGGAAACAGUACAUCAGGGACCUGUGCAACGGUCUCAAGCCAGACACGCAGCCACAGAUGAUUCAGGCCAAGCUGUUAAAGGCAGAUCUUCACGGAGCUGUAAUUUCAGUCACGAAAUCUAAAUGCCCCUCUUACGUGGGAGUUACAGGAAUCCUUCUACAGGAAACAAAGCACGUUUUCAAAAUCAUCACCAAAGAAGACCACCUGAAAGUUAUCCCCAAGCUAAACUGUGUGUUCACUGUGGAAAUCGACGACUUCGUUUCCUACAUUUAUGGGAGCAAAUUCCAGCUUCGAUCCAGUGAGCGGUCUGCGAAGAAGUUCAAGGCAAAGGGAACGGUCGACCUGUGACCUCUUUGCCCCCUCGCUUGUGACAGCUGAAAACCGGAAACUCCCCAAAUGCCCACCUUGCAGUGGAGAGACAGUCACGCCAGUUCUGGUUAUAGAACCCGAGCGGGUGACAGUCAGAGCUGAGGACAUCGACCAACACAGAAGAUGCCCGGUGCGCUGAGCACAGAAGGCGGGGAACGGGGAUUUGCACGUCUGGGUGAGCUCAGCUGCACGUCACUCCCGUGGAGCGAGGAGCGUGGCCGGACACGCCAGGCUCGACACUGGGUGGCUGGAAUAGCAGGAUUAUUAGGUUACCUCUUUUUCAUACGUGUCUGUGUUUCUGAACGUUCUAUGAUGGAUCAGUUGUAACUACUAAUAAAAACACCUGGGCACCAACAGGC
Propithecus coquereli (Coquerel's sifaka) is the source of this 1079-nucleotide messenger RNA. RefSeq names its product processing of precursor 4, ribonuclease P/MRP subunit (S. cerevisiae) (gene POP4). Bases 28 to 699 code for a protein of 223 amino acids. Gene Ontology annotation, molecular function: ribonuclease P RNA binding. NCBI's taxonomy places the organism in Eukaryota, Metazoa, Chordata, Mammalia, Primates, Indriidae. Gene Ontology annotation, biological process: rRNA processing; tRNA 5'-leader removal. The transcript has 7 exons. The record is from RefSeq and is a predicted model, not a curated record. Gene Ontology annotation, cellular component: ribonuclease MRP complex; ribonuclease P complex.